Molecule: messenger RNA, 2580 nt
Organism: Hevea brasiliensis (rubber tree)
Lineage: Eukaryota; Viridiplantae; Streptophyta; Magnoliopsida; Malpighiales; Euphorbiaceae
Product: DNA topoisomerase 6 subunit B
Exons: 19
Coding region: 142-2139 (665 amino acids)
Biological process (GO): DNA topological change
Cellular component (GO): small ribosomal subunit; cytosol
Molecular function (GO): DNA binding; DNA topoisomerase type II (double strand cut, ATP-hydrolyzing) activity; ATP binding
Source: RefSeq, a predicted model, not a curated record
UACCGCUCAUAUUGAAAGAUCAAGCCAAUUAAUUUUUACUGUUAACCACACUCUAUGAAAAUUCUGGUGACCAUCUCCAAUCUGGAAAAACCCUAUUAACUCCUCAAAACCCUAUCUCGAUAUCGAGAUUGAUUACAGGGGAUGGGCACUUCCAUGGAAACUGGAGGAGGUAGCAGUGAAAGCCCUGUAGAACCAAAGAAAGGCAGAUCGAAAACCCCCAGAAAGCCCAAGGAAAGUCUUCUGAAGCAGAAAUCUCCAGCCGAGUUCUUCGCGGAGAACAAGAACAUUGCUGGAUUUGAUAAUCCGGGGAAAUGCCUAUACACUACAGUGAGAGAACUUGUUGAAAAUUCGCUUGAUUCAGCAGAGUCCAUAUCUGAGCUUCCCUUUGUAGAACUUACAAUUGAAGAGAUAGGGAAAAGCAAGUUCAAUUCGAUGAUUGGUCUUGUUGAUCGGGAGCGCAUUGAUGAGGAACUUUAUGAUGAUUAUGAGACAGCUAAGGCUCGUGAGAAAAGAUUAGCAAAGGAAGCUCGUGCUCAGGAAAUGCAAGCAAAGAAUGCUGCUCUUGGGAAGAAAGUUAAAGAACAGCCAGCUGCAAAGGGCAUGAAGGGUCGAGGUGAGGCUUCAUUUUACAGAGUCACAUGCAAGGAUAAUGGAAAAGGAAUGCCACAUGAUGACAUCCCGAAUAUGUUUGGACGGGUCCUGUCUGGGACAAAAUAUGGUCUCAAGCAGACACGUGGGAAGUUUGGUCUUGGUGCAAAAAUGGCAUUGAUAUGGUCCAAAAUGAGUACUGGACUUCCUAUUGAGAUCUCAUCAUCAAUGAAGAGCCAAAACUACAUUUCAUUCUGCAGGCUGGAUAUAGAUAUUCAUCGGAACAUUCCUCAUGUUCAUUUGCAUGAAAAAAGGAUAAAUGAUGAUAGGUGGCAUGGAGCUGAAAUUCAAGUGGUCAUCGAGGGAAAUUGGACAACUUACCGUUCCAAAAUAUUGCACUAUAUGCGACAAAUGGCUGUUAUCACUCCUUAUGCACAAUUUCUUUUCAAAUUUAUAUCAGAUACAUCUGACAAAAAUGUAACUAUAAAAUUUGCACGGAGAACAGAUGUAAUGCCCCCUGUUCCUCUUGAGACAAAGCAUCACCCAUCAUCUGUUGAUUUGCUGUUGAUCAAACGCUUAAUUGCGGAAACUUCAAAACAGAACCUUCUGCAGUUUCUUCAGCAUGAAUUCGUAAACAUAGGAAAGGCACAUGCUGAACGGUUAAUUGGGGAAAUGGGUCCGGAAUUUAGCCCAAAAAUGCCCAUUAAGUCUCUGACCGAUCAACAGAUAGUUCGGAUCCAUCAGUUGUUUCGUCAAGCCAAGUUUGAUGACCCUACUGGUGAUUGCCUUAGUCCUGCAGGGGAAUACAAUCUUCGUCUUGGAAUUAUAAAGGAGCUGCAUCCAGACAUGGUUGCCACCUAUUCAGGCAGUGCUCAAGUCUUUGAGGGACACCCAUUUGUCGUGGAGGCUGGUGUCAGUGUGGGUGGAAAGGAUGUUAAGCAGGGGCUGAAUAUUUUUAGGUUUGCAAACCGCAUACCACUUCUUUUUGAGCAAGGUGCUGAUGUUGUCACCAGAACUGCUCUUAAGAGAAUCAAUUGGGCUAGUUACAAGAUUAACCAGAUGCAAGACAAGAUAGGCGUCUUUGUAAGCAUUGUGAGCACAAAAAUCCCCUUUAAAGGGACUGGAAAGGAGUACAUUGGAGACGAUAUCACCGAGAUUGCUACUGCUGUCAAGUAUGCCAUUCAGCAAUGCUGCAUCCAGCUAAAAUCCAAAAUUAUGAAGAAAAUGCAGGCCCGUGAGCAACAGGAGCGUAAACGAAAUUUAAGCAAGUAUAUCCCUGAUGCUACAGGUGCUGUUUACGAUGUCUUGAGAGAAAUGGCACAGUUACAUGCAUCAAAGAGGAAACACUAUGAAGAAGAGGAUGCUGACAUACUGAAGAAAGUAUCAGCACGUUUGAUUACAAAAGAUACACUCACGGAAAAGCUUGCUCAGCAUGUUGAAAAGAGGAUGGCUUUGCCCAUGGAAAGUGGCUUUGCCUAUUGGAGAGUAUGGCUUUCAGCUCAUAGAGUGGAGUUGUCUCCAAUUGCAAAGAAGGGCUCUGUCAAUUGUUGAGGAUUUGAUUUUGCCCGUUGAUGAGGGGUUCUUGCCCGUUGAUGAUGAUGAAUGGCUUUGUCAAUUAUAGUCCCAUUGAGGAAGAGAGGCUUCGACCUAAGGUGGAGAAAAGACAUAAAAUUCGAAAGGAAAGCAUUCUUGUCUAUUGAUGAGAGGGUUCUUGCCCAUGCAAUUGAAGACACCCUUUGUAGUGUAGUAGGUAAAGUAGUAAAUAUAUUAAGUUAUGUCUAAAGGAGAUUGAGAGAACUAAUUAAUGUAUUUACUAUGAGCAGUUAUGUGGGUGUAAUUGGGUUGAUGGAUAGUAUAAUUUUGAGCUUGUAAUAAUGAUUGAUUGUUGUUGAUAGUAAAAGAUGGCAUGCCUGUAGAUAUAACCCUAUGUGGAAAGGGUGAACUAUGUAAAUAUUAGUGUUUUAUGUGUUUGUUUUAUUUCUUUAUAAUUUA